CUGUAGCCCUGUAUCUUGCUAACCAGUGGUGGUCAAUUGAUGACAUUGUGAGAACAUCUGUCACUUCUAGAGAGGGGCUUCAGCAGGUGAAAUCUGUUGGAGAGAGGGUGGUUCUCUAUGUUCUGAAUCGAAUUAUCUAUCGGAAACAAGAAAUAGAAAGAAAUGAGGUCCCAUUUCUCUGUCAUGGUAGCAACGACUAUGCUAAGAUCAUGUGGAAAAAAGGAGAGGCUAUUGGGUUCUAUUCUGUUAAACCUACAGGAAGUAUUUGUAGCUCUUCUCUUACUCAGAGUUAUCAGCUGCCAGUGCUAGACACAAUGUUUGUAAGAAAGAAACAUCGUGGGAAAGACUUUGGGCUCGUUAUGUUGGAAGACUUUGUGGAUUCCUUUACAGAAGACACUCUUGGCCUACGAUACCCACUGUCAUCCUUCAUCUACAUAGCUUGUAAGCACUAUUUUGAGAAGUACCCUGGGGAUCAUGACCUUUUGUGGGAAGUGGAGGGAGCAGGACAUUGGUUCCAGAGAACACCUAUUACCACUAUAUUGCAAAGGGAAAAGCUCAAAAUUGCAGGUAUGGAUAAAGAAAAUACAAGUUUCCAAGCAGAGGAUUAUUUUCGACAGUCUGCAGCAGAAUCUGAAGCAAGUGGACAAAAGACUGAGCUAGAAACACAGCUAAGUCCCGACUCUCAAAAAGGUAAAGAAUCAAUUGAUGUCCAUGCAAGCACAUCUGAAGACCCUGACGUAACUCCCAUUUCCAUUCGGACACGAAGUAGUUAUUUAAAACAUCCCAGGAUAGGAAAAAAUAUCCAGGAAUCUGAACCCGAAACUUACCAAGGAAAUGAGGAAAAUGUUUGUGUGUCAGAAAGCAGGCUGGAAUUUCCUGCCCACACAUUUGAAAGCUCUGAAGACUUAGAACCUGAGGAGAAUGCUGUUAAGAAUGAUGAGGAAAUGAUUGUUGAAAAUGAGGACCAAUCUGUAUCAGAAAUGGAGUUACUUGCAUCACCCCCUGAGAAACGGAGUGAGGAGGAAACUCCAUCUGAACCUCUUAACAGUGAGGUAACAGAAGAAAUUGGUAAGACCUCACUUAUGGCUGAAGAGGAAACAGCAAAUGAAGUUCUAGGUGGUGAAUCAAAAUUGCAGUCCGAGAGUCAAGAAGAACCCUUAACACUGUUUGUUCCAUUAAUCCUUGAGCCUCCAGCA
Messenger RNA from Charadrius vociferus (killdeer), 1196 nucleotides. Its product is annotated as soluble lamin-associated protein of 75 kDa-like. The annotation marks the transcript as partial. NCBI's taxonomy places the organism in Eukaryota, Metazoa, Chordata, Aves, Charadriiformes, Charadriidae. The transcript has 9 exons. The record is from RefSeq and is a predicted model, not a curated record.